AUGGAGCUGCCGCUGCGCCGGCGGCAGCUGACGCGCGACUGCGUUCGAUGCAUUUUCCUCCUGGGCGUCGCUUCCACGGCAUGGAUCGGACCAGUUGGGCUGACUCCAAAAGUCCGCCAGGGCGCGGCCAGCCCUGCACGCACUGCCCGGGCGAGGAUGAGGGCGCAGACCUUCGGCACCCAGCAGUAUUGGGAGGAGUUCUACUCCAGUGAUGCAGCUGACGCGGAAGAGUUCGAGUGGUUCUGUGGCUACGAGGACCUGCGCCCAUUCUUCCGUCAUUUUGCCGACUCCCUGAUCUCCAGGACUCAGCAGACGCGGCUUCUUGUGGCGGGUUGUGGGAACUCGAGGCUGACUUUCGAUGUGUAUGAUGACGUGGUGGCUGACGAGGGCCUUCCUGUCGACAUCUGGAAUGUGGAUUACGCCGAGGCGGCGCUAGAUCGCCUUCGCGGCAUCGCCGAUGGGAGGGCCAUGAACUGGGCUGUCGCCGACUUGACAAAUCUCUCGGAGCAGGACUUUCCGACUGCCAGCUUCGACAUCGUCCUGGACAAAGGCACCAUGGACGCGCUGUUUUGUGCAGGCUCGGAUGCAGUUGCCGCUGCCACGCGCGAGAUGCACAGGAUUCUUCGACCAGGUGGACGCAUGAUCAUGGUCUCCGGCGUGCCGCCAGCCAAGGACGUCCUGAGCGCUUUCGCAGAUGGUUGGGAUGUGCUGGCUGAUGGCUCGCCCUUCAUCAUGGACGAUGGUGAGGCCACGAUCAACCUGCGCGCGCACUUCUACGUCUUCCAGCGGCCGGGAUAA
Molecule: messenger RNA, 798 nt
Organism: Symbiodinium natans
Lineage: Eukaryota; Dinophyceae; Suessiales; Symbiodiniaceae
Source: the annotation of a GenBank genome assembly